Messenger RNA from Felis catus (domestic cat), 6006 nucleotides. Its product is annotated as zinc finger protein 426. Gene Ontology annotation, biological process: regulation of DNA-templated transcription. Bases 1 to 429 code for a protein of 142 amino acids. The record is from RefSeq and is a predicted model, not a curated record. Lineage: Eukaryota; Metazoa; Chordata; Mammalia; Carnivora; Felidae. The transcript has 4 exons.
AUGGUACGUGGCGAGAAUCCACUGGUACUUAAUCAAGAGGAAUUGAGAUUGACCUCUCCGCUAAAUUCAGACACCAUCUUGAGGGACUUUGGGAACGAGAAGGGUUCAGUCAGAUUCUACUGUCACACCCACAGGAUGCCAGCCAUUGAUCUUUUCUCCUGUGGUCAUCUUUUUCAAGAUUUUUUCUGUCUUCAUGAGGAGAAAUCAGAGGGAGAAAGGACAGUGACUAGGUGUCUGACAGAUUAUUCUCAGGAUCUGGUGAUCCUUGAGGAUGUGGCUGUGGAAUUCACCCAGGAGGAGUGGACUUUGCUGGAUCCAACUCAGAGAAACCUGUACAGAGAUGUGAUGCUGGGGAACCACAAGAAUCUGGUUGCAGUAGGUGGAACAAGAAGGAAAGCUGAGGAUAGUGGGAGAAGUUCUGCAAAGUAAGGGAAAAGGGAGAUGUGAUUCUUUAUGAAAAACAGCAGGAAUCCAUGAGAGCUGCAGUCCAUUUGGAAAUGUUAAACAGGAAGCUUUUGAAGAUGGAUUUUUCCUGAGAAUGCUGGUGCCUUUGGUUUCUGAGGUUCCUUGGGUCCUUCAAACUUCUCUUUAACUUUUCAUCUACUUUCUGAAACUUCCUUUUGACCUGACAGUAAGAUCUAUUUCUUCUUUAAAUUCUGCAUUUAAUUCUUCAUUCAUUUUCUUUCAACUUUGUUUUCCCGGUUAUGUUGCUCUCUGUUCACCAUCAGUCUCAACAUGUAUAGAAUCAUUUCUUAGAGAGUCACCUACCAGUUUGACCAGCACCCUUUUUCAUUGCCAAACUCUUAAUAUAGUCAGACUUUUCAAUCUCUAUAUGUUCAUGUCUUUUUUAUUUUGUAAUCUAUAUUAAUUCAGUCUUUGAAAAUAAAUAGGCAUUGGUCUUUAUUUUUAACAACUUCUUUCCAUCAUUUAUUCCUCCAAGACCUUAAUUUUUUUUUUAAUCUUAUUUCAGAUUGGGAGAUUUGUCUUAAUACCAAAUGGUCAGCACCUCAGCAGAAUAUUUUGCAGGGGAAAACACCCAAUGGGUAGAAAUGGUAAAAUUUCACACUGUGUAAUUCCUUGCCUUCCACAACAGUGGAAGUUUGGAAAUUCCAUAAGAUAGAAAAGCAGCACAAAACCAUAACAGACACUUGGGGCUAGUGUUAUUCAUCCUAAAUGAAACUGUUUCUCAUAGAGUCUCUGAGCAUUAUGAAUUUGACAAGUACUUUAAACACUCCCCAAAAUACAUUCACACAUUGUUAGCUCAAUAUUUCAUAUAUAGAAUUCAGAUAAAGUUUUUGAAAAGUAAUUUCAUCUUGAUCAGUUAUCAGCUAAAUGCUAUAAGAAUCCCUGUGAAACUAAAGACUACAAAAGGAAAAAAAAAAGACUACAAAAGAACUUUUUAGCAGAAUGGUCUCUUUAUUCUGCUUGAAAGCACUCAGGUCUGGAACCAUGCGUUGCAUACAGUGAAAAUGGAAGAGAAAACAAAAAACUUUAGUCAUACUGAUUGGUUUCCUCUAUAGUAUAACAAUUCAAGGCAGAGGAGAGGAUCUCUGAAUGUAAUAAAGCUGGAAAACUUUUAUAAGACCUCACCAAUCUGUUCAUCAACAAGAGAGAAACACAUUGGAGAGGAAUUGUUUAAUCAUUGGGAAGAAACCUUGAGUGAACACUGCUGCUUUAAGACAAGAGAGCUCACAAUAGAAAGAAAACUUGUGUGAUCAGUGUGUAAAAGCCUUUACAAAGAACUCUGCCUUUAUCCAUACAACAAAACUGAUAAUGGAGAGAACCCCCCUAACUGUAAUCAGUGUGAAACACCUUAAGCCAAAAUGCACAUCUGGUUCACAAGAAACCUUGUACUCCAAAGAAACCUUAUAAAUGCACUGUCAGAAAGGAAUUCCUUCUUCCUCACACCUUAGAGAAUAUGUAAGAAUUCGUAGUGGAGAGAGGCCAUAUGCCUUUAAGAAAUGUGGGAAAGCUAUUUAUCAUUCUACAAGCCUUUUUGUACAUGUGCAGAUUCGCAGUAGAAAAAAGGUCCUAUAAAUCUAAAGAAUGUGGGAAAACCUUUAGUUGAUCUUCAUAUCUUAUUCAACAUUUAAGAACUCAAAGUGAAUUAAUGCCUGUGGAAUGUAAGAAAUUUGAGAAAGCUUUUUCUUGUUCCCUAGAUCUUGCUAAACGUGUACAAUUUUAUACUAGAGAGUAACAUUAUGUUUGCAAAGAGUGUAGUAAAGAGUUUACUUGUUUAUCAAAACUGAAUACUCACAUGCGAAAUCACACUGGAGAAAAACCACAAGUGUAGUAAAUGUGAGAAAACCUUCACUGAUUCUUCAGGUCUUAAAAAACACAGAGGAACUUGCACUGGAGAGAAGCCUUAUCAACGUGAGGAAUGUGGAGAAGCGUUUGUUAGGUCAUCACACUUUACUGUACAUAUAAGAACUCACACUGGUGAGAAGCCUUAUCAAUGUAAGGAAUGUGGGAAAGAAAGCCUUUAGUAACUCAUCUUGCUUUGAAAAUCCCAUGCAAACUCACCCUGAAAUGAAACCCUAUGGUUGUAAGCAGUGUGGGAAAGCCUUUAUUUGAUCCUCCUUUCUUAUUCAGCAUUUAAAAAUUCACAGUGUAGAAAGGCAUUUUGAAUGUGAGGAAUGUGGGAAAUCACUUAGAUAUUCCUCAUACGUUAGUCAACAUGAAAGAACACAUACUGGAUAGAAGCCAUAUGAGUGUAAAAAAUGUGGGAGAGCCUUCACUAUUUCAUCAGGCCUUACAGUACAUGUGAGAACUCACACUGGUGAACGACCUUUUGAAUGUAAGGAAUGUGGGAAAGCUUUUACUCAACCCACAUAUCUUAUUUGACAUUUAAGAACUCACAGUGGGGAAAAGCCAUAUAUAGAUGAGGAAUGUGGGGAAACAUUUAGUACUUCAUGCCUUACUAAACGCAUAAGAAUUCACACUUGAGAGAAGCUUAUGCUUGCAGAGAAUGUGGGAAAGCCUUAAAUACUUUCUCUUUUUAACUUGUACUAAUUCAUUAUAAAGGUAACCUUAUGAGGAAUGUAGGAAACCUUUAGCUCUGUCUUGUAUUUUACUGUUCAGCUAUGAUUUCACAGUUGUGAAAAAUCUUAUAAAUGUAAGAAGGGUAGGGGGUUUUGUUUUGUUUUUUCGGUUUUUUUGUUUUUUAGUUUUAUCCUUCAUUUGGGGGAAAUAUGAAAGCACACAUUUGGUUUGAAAAUGUGUGCACACAUUUGAAAGCACACAUAGGAUUUGAAGAGAUCCUAUGACUGAAAGAGAUAUAGGAAUGUCUUUGAUCUUUGUUAUUAGGAAACACAACUCACACUGGACAGGAAUGGUAAAUUAUAAAUGUAGGGAAUGUGGAAAAAGGCUUUGUUUAUUUUACAUGUAGUAAGUCAUGUUAGAUUAUGAAUGUAAAAGCAAUACUUUCAGUAAAUAACUUACAUAUAUUUUUAUAAAAAUUGAAAUCCUAAAAGGGUUUUUAAAAUGAAAAGCCUUUGCUACAAAGGGUUUUUAAACAAAAUCUAUAAAAGUAUAAAAAUUUUGGUAAAGUAUAGAGUACAAAUUUUCACUUACUGCGUAUAAGAAAAUUGAUACUUGGAAAGAAAACCAAGAAAAGCAUUUUUAUUUAAAUAAGUUGCCUUUCUGUGUGUAUGUCUUUUUUUCAAAGUAGACCCACAGUUUUAAAGACUAAUGAUGUUGAACAUCUUUUCAUGUACUUAUCAUCCAUUUAUUGUUGAUGAAGUGUAUGUUCAAUAUCUUUUUUCUUGUUAGAGUCUUUGGUUAUUAUGAAGUUUGGUUUUCUUAACAGGUUUAUUGAGGUAUAAUUGCCAUGCAACAGAUUGCACAUAUUUUAAGUGUACAGUUUAAGUUUUAAUGCAUGCACAUAUCCAUGAAACCAUCAGUUGUUUUCCUGUACACUAACAAUGAACAAAUAGAAUUUGAAAUUGCAAACACAAUACUGUUCACACAACAAAAUAUGUACUAGAUCUCUCUAGAUCUAGAGGAAUACUGCAAAAUUCUGAUGAACAAAAUCAAAGAACUGAAUGAAUGGAGAGAUAUUUAAUGUUCAUGGAUAUACUCAGUAAUUGUCAAGGUGUUAGUUCUUCCCAAUCUCACUAAUGGGUUCAAUCCAGACAAAAUUCCAGCAACUUAUUUUGUGGGUAUUGACAAGCUGAUUCUGAUGUUUAUAUGAAGAAGCAAAAGACCUAGAAUAGCUAACACAGCAUUGAAAGAGAAGAACAAAGUUGGAGGACUGAAACUGCCUGCCUUCAAGACUUACUAUAAACCUUGGGGCAGCUGGCUGCCUCACUAAGAAGAAUGUGAUCUUGGGGUCAUGAGUUUGAGCCCCACGUUGGGUAUAGAGAUUACUUAAGAUUAAAAAACUAGAUCUACUAUAAAUACAUUAAUUAAAACAGUGUGGUAUUGAUAAAAGAAUAGAUCAAUGGAACAGAACAGAGAGCUCAAAUAGGCCACAUAAAUAGUCAACUGAUCUCUGACAGAGGAGCAGAGGCAGUGGAAUGGAGUAAAGAUAAUUCUUUCCAACAUAUGGUGCUGGAACAACCAGAAAUCCACAUGCAAAACCAUGAAUCUUUGCAGUCUAUAUUUAUAAAGAUUAAUUCAAGAUGCAUUAUAGACUUAAGUAGAAAACACAAAACUGUGAACUCCUAGAAGAUAACAUAGGAGAAAACCUGGAUGUCCUUGGGUGUGGCAAUCCUUUUAAAAUAGAACAUCUAAAUAAAUAAAUAAAUAAAUAAAUAAAUAAAUAAAUAAAUAAAUAAAUAAAUAAAUAAAUAAAACACCAAAGGCAUGAUCCAUAAAAAGAAAUAAUUGAUAAACUGGACUUUAUUAAAAUUUAAUAUGCUCUGUGAAAGACAUUGUCAAGCAAGUGAGAAGAUGCACAGGUUGGGAGAAAAUAUUUGCAAAAGACGUAUUUGGGUAAAGGACUGUUAUCCAAAGUGUACAAAGAAUAUUAAAACAACAGUGAGAAAAUAGCCUAUUAAUAAUUGGUCAAAGACCUUAACAGACACUUCUCCACAGAAGAUGUACAGAUGGCAAAUAAGCAUUUAUGAAAAGAGGCUCCACACCAUAUGUCACCAGAAAAAUACAAGUUAAAAGGAGAUCCCACUACACGUCUAUGAGAAUGGCCAAAAUCUGGAACACUAACAGCGCCAAAUGCUUUGCUGGUGGGAAUACAAAAUCGUACAGCCAGUUUGGAAUAGUUUGGUGGUUUCUUAUAAAACUAAACAUACUCUUACCAAAUGAUCCAGUAUCUAGGGUCCUUGGUAUUUCCCCAGAGAAGUUGAAAACUUCUGUCCGUUCAGAAACCAGCACAUGCAUGGUGUUGGGUUUUUUUUGUUUUGUUUGGUCAUGGAUGUUUAUAGCAGUUCUAUUCCUAAUUGCCAAAACUUCAGUAGGCAAAUGAAUAUCUUCUAGGUAAAUAAACUGGUGCAUCCAGACAAUGGAAUAUCCAGCAUUUGAAAGGAAUGAACUAUCAGGAUUUGUAAAGACCUGGACGCACCUUUCAUACACAUUACUAAAUGAAAGAAGCCAAUCUGGAAAGGUUAUAUCCUUUAUGAUUCCAACUCUAUGACAUCCUGGAAAAGGCAAACUUGGAGAUCAGUGGUUGUCAAGAGUGGAGGGAGGUGGCUGGGGGUAUGAAUGGGCAAAGCACCUGGGAUUUUGAAGGCAGUGAAAAUACCUUGUAUGAUGCUAUAGUGGUGAAUAUGUCAUUCUAUAUUUGUCGAAACCAUAGAAUGCACACCAAAAGUGAACCCCACGGGACUGCCUGAUUAUGACAUGUCAAUGUUGGCUCAUCAGUUGUAACAAAUUAACCACUCAGGUAUGAGAUGUUAGUAAUGGUAGAGGUUAUGCAUGUGUGGGGGCAGGGGUAUAUGGGAAAUCUGUGUACCUUGCCCAGUUUCACUGAACCUAAAACUUGUUUAAAAAAAAAAAAGUCUUAAAGUGAAUAGAGAUCUUGAACCCCCAAACUGUGGGCAGGGAGCAAGA